Molecule: messenger RNA, 2241 nt
Organism: Symsagittifera roscoffensis
Lineage: Eukaryota; Metazoa; Xenacoelomorpha; Acoela; Convolutidae
Product: major facilitator superfamily domain-containing protein 1-like
Exons: 1
Coding region: 31-1638 (535 amino acids)
Biological process (GO): transmembrane transport
Cellular component (GO): lysosome
Molecular function (GO): transmembrane transporter activity
Source: RefSeq, a predicted model, not a curated record
UGACAAAUUCCGAAAAAUAUAUUUCAGAGUAUGGAACGGAGUAUAGAAGAGUCAUCGACUUCGCCAGUUGGUCUAACAGUAUCUCAAGAUGAACCUACUGGCUGUGGUGCAUGGGCGCUUUUCAAUCCCCACUUUCGCAUGCACCGAUUUUUUGUCCUUUCCUUUAUAUGCUUCCUCAGUUUUGGUUCAUAUUUCUGUUAUGAUAUGCCGGCUGCAUUAGCUGACCAAAUCCAAAAAGAUAUGGAUGUUUCAGCAAGUAAAUACACGCUGUUAUAUUCUCUUUACUCUUGGCCCAAUACCGUUUUAUGUUUUUUUGGUGGAUUUCUUAUUGAUAGAGUGUUUGGACUCAGAGCUGGAACACUUAUUUUUAGCGGAUUCUGUAUCGUUGGACAUUUCAUUGUAUCUACUGGAGCUAUGUUGGGACCAGACUAUUACUGGAUAAUGGAAGCCGGUAGAUUCGUUUUCGGUAUUGGCGGCGAGUCUUUGGCUGUAGCCCAAAAUGCUUACAGUGUCAGUUGGUUUAAAGGGGCGGAGUUGAACAUGGUUUUUGGUUUACAGCUGAGUUUCUCACGAUUGGGCUCGACGCUUAACAUGAAUAUAAUGACUCCAAUUUAUAACAGCUUCCGCAGCUCUUUUCCCUCAUUCGAAGACUACGAAGUCUUGGGCGCUGCUCUUUUUGUAGGUUUUCUUCUGUGUAUCUUCUCAUUUAUGUGUGGUGUGAUAAUGUGGAUUCUAGACAGUAGAGCUGCCCGUAUUUUGAAAAGGAAAGAUGCGGGUACCGGAGAAGUUAUCCGAAUAACAGAUGUGGGCAAUUUCCCCGCAUCGUUCUGGCUGCUUUCAAUCAUAUGCGUUAUGUUCUACUCCGCUGUUUUCCCCUUCAUUGCGGUCGGCAAAAUUUUCUUUAUGGGUAAAUUCAACUUGAGUGACUCAAGUGCGUCUUUAUUGAACAGCAUCGUUUAUCUUAUUUCGGCUGGCGCCUCUCCGCUUUGCGGAUUCUUAGUCGACAGAACUGGUCUCAACAUAGUGUACCUGCUGAUAUCAACUAUUGGAACCUUGGUAGCGCAUAUGUUGCUGGCAUACACUUGGGCGAACCCUUGGAUCGCCAUGAUCAUUAUGGGCAUCUGCUAUUCUCUUUGCGCCUGUGCUUUGUGGCCGAUGGCUGCACUAAUUAUUCCCAACCAUCAACUUGGCACUGCCUACGGUAUGAUGCAAAGCAUCCAGAAUUUGGGUUUGGCGUUGGCAACAUUGAUUAGCGGAGCUAUAGUGGAAAGUUCUGGCUAUUUAAUGCUUGAAGUGUUCUUCAUUUGCUGCGUGUUUGUCGCUAUCAUUUCCACUGUGGUUUUGUUCCUUGUUGAUGAUUACUACGGGGUAGGGUUGAAUCUCACUGCCAAACGAAGGCUCAAGAUAGAGAUGGAAGAGCGAGACCGAGCAGAAUUGAUGACAAACCACUCUGAAGUGUCAUCGCAGGCUGACGGAUCGAUUCAUGCAGAGAUCAAUUACGACGUUUUGUCACAACCGAGAGAUGCAAAUGCUCUCCGUCAUCGUUUGUACUCGUUCGUCGCUCCUGAAGCGGAAGAGCCGGUGGAAACGUUCAAAGCCAGGACUACUUCCUUAUCACGAAGAUCAGUGGUUUCAUAAUCGAUCAAAUAACUUUCGCACUUGGACUGAAAUAGAGAGAAGAACUCCCUUGGGUACCUCUCCUAAAUUCUUUGAUAUUAUAAUUUCUCAUCAGCUAGGUUUCUAAUGUUCAAUGAAGAUGUUUUAAAGAAAAACUUUUAACCCAAAAUAUUUUUCAUUUUUUCCCCCAAUUUUCCAUAAAAUUUCUAACUGUCUAUCUGUUUUACGUCAAAUUUUACUGGUGCUGAAGAUUUUACUGAUAGAAUUUAAAUUUUGUUUUCGUUCAAAGAGUGUCCUAGAAAUAUAAUGGGUUUGCUAUAAUUGUACACGUGUUAUUAGAAAUCAGACCAGCAAGUCGCUAAACCGAGGAUCUGUCAGUGGUCACCGUUAGUUGGUGGAUAUUAUCAUGCUUGUUUUUCUUCUCUUUGGUCAUGCUAGUUAGCUCGCGAUGUUUAUACCCAUGCUUGCUGAGUUAAGUAGUUGUUACUGGUCGCGUUUCUAAAUCAAAAUUGCAACAAGUGAAAUUGAAUUACAAAUCACAGUCAAAUUAUAAUUUCCUUGAUAUCUUAGUUACUGUAAAUUGUGUUUAUUAGUCAUUAGUUAGAAUUAACGAUAUUCCAGUAA